AGCCCCUCCCCUUCUUCUCCCCAGAUCCCCAAUUCCCCAAUCCCGCAACCUCUCCCAUCCCAAACCCUAGCGGGCACACAGCCUCUGUGCCGCCAUGGCCGCCGCCGCCAAGAAGCCCCCGCUCAAGUCCAGCUCCUCGCACAACUCCGUCGCGGGCGGCGGCGCCGGGAAGACCAUCGAGGAGAUGUACCAGAAGAAGACGCAGCUGGAGCACAUCCUCCUGCGGCCGGACACGUACAUCGGCUCGGUGGAGAAGCACACGCAGCCGCUGUGGGUCUACGAUGACGGCGCCAUGGUGCACCGGCCUGUCACCUACGUCCCCGGCCUCUACAAGAUCUUCGACGAGAUCCUCGUCAACGCCGCCGACAACAAACAGCGCGACCCCAAAAUGGACUCCCUCCGGGUCUUUAUCGACGUCGAGGGCUGUUGUGUCUCCGUAUACAACAACGGAGACGGCAUACCCGUCGAGAUCCACCAGGCGGAGGGCGUCUACGUGCCGGAGAUGAUCUUUGGCCACCUCCUCACUAGCAGCAACUACAACGACAACGAGCAGAAGACAACAGGAGGGAGGAACGGCUACGGUGCCAAACUCACCAACAUCUUCUCGACGGAGUUCACGAUCGAGACAGCUGAUGGGCACCGGCAAAAGAAGUACAAGCAGGUUUUCUCUGAAAACAUGGGGAAGAAGUCGGAGCCUGAGAUUUCAAAGUGCAAGCAGUCAGAGAACUGGACCAGAGUUACUUUCAAGCCCGACCUUGCGAAAUUUAACAUGGCCCAUCUGGAAGAUGAUGUCGUGGCACUCAUGAAGAAGCGAGUAGUUGAUAUGGCAGGAACCCUUGGCAAAACCGUGAAGGUUGAGUUAAAUGGCCAGAAAGUGCCAGCAAAGAGCUUCUUGGAAUAUGUGAAUUUGUAUAUAGACUCGGCUUCCAAAGAUGGAGUCAAGCUCCCCAGUAUUUACCAAAAAGUAAAUGAUCGGUGGGAGGUCUGUGUGAGUCUAAGCGAAGGGCAGUUUCAGCAGGUCAGCUUUGUAAAUGGAAUUGCGACCAUAAGAGGUGGAACACAUGUUGACUAUGUUGCUAACCAAAUCGCCACCCAUGUGAUGGCCGUUGUGAACAAGAAGAACAAGCAAGCUAACAUGAAAUUGCACACAGUAAAGGGGUAUUUAUGGGUGUUUGUUAAUGCGCUCAUUGACAACCCCGCCUUUGAUUCACAGACCAAGGAGACCUUGACCACUCGUCAGGGAAGCUUUGGGUCCAAGUGUGAUCUCUCUGAUGAUUUCCUUAAGAAGGUUGCUGACUCAGGUGUUGUCAGCAAUCUCCUUUCUUGGGCUGAUUUCAAACUAAGCAAGGAACUCAAGAAGACUGAUGGGAGCAAGAGGUCAAAUGUACUCGGCAUCCCUAAACUUGAGGAUGCAAAUGACGCUGGUGGGAGGGACUCUGAUAAGUGCACCUUGAUCCUUACUGAAGGAGAUUCAGCAAAGGCUCUUGCUAUGGCUGGCAGAGGUAUUGUAGGAAAUGAUCACUACGGUGUGUUUCCUCUCAGGGGUAAAUUAUUAAAUGUGAGAGAAGCAACCCAUAAGCAGAUGAUGGAGAAUGCAGAGAUCCAAAAUAUUAAGAAAAUAAUUGGUCUGCAGCAUGGAAAGGAGUACAAUAGCACAAAAGACUUGAGAUAUGGCCAUCUCAUGAUAAUGACAGAUCAGGACCACGAUGGUUCACACAUCAAAGGCUUGCUGAUCAAUUUCAUUCACUCAUCCUGGCCAUCUCUCCUAAAAGUCCCAUCUUUCUUGGUUGAGUUCAUCACACCAAUUAUCAAGGCAACCAAUAAAAGGAGCAAAUCUGUAAUUUCAUUUUACUCAAUGCCAGACUAUGAAGCAUGGAAGGAGAGGCUAGGGGCAAAUGCAAGUGCUUGGUCUAUAAAGUACUACAAGGGGCUGGGAACCAGCACUGCAGACGAAGGCCGCGAGUACUUUGAAAAGAUUGCGCAUCACAGGAAGGAUUUUGUCUGGGCGGAUGACAAGGAUGGAGAUGCUAUUGAGUUAGCAUUCAGCAAGAAAAGGAUUGCUGAUAGGAAAGACUGGCUAAGCAAUUAUCAGCCUGGAACUUGCCUUGAUCAACGCGAGAAACGCAUCAAGUACAGUGAUUUUAUCAACAAAGAGCUGAUACUCUUCUCGAUGGCAGACCUUGAACGGUCAAUUCCUUCAAUGGUUGACGGCCUUAAACCAGGCCAGAGGAAGAUUUUGUUUUCCUCAUUCAAGAGAAACUUGGUUAAAGAAAUUAAGGUGGCACAAUUUAUUGGUUAUGUGUCUGAACACUCAGCAUACCACCAUGGGGAGCAGAGUCUAGCAAGUACGAUUCUAGGAAUGGCUCAAGAUUAUGUUGGCAGCAAUAAUAUAAGUCUAUUGGAGCCCCGUGGCCAAUUUGGCACCAGAAAUUCGGGGGGCAAAGAUGCUGCCAGCGCGAGGUACAUCUACACCAGAUUGCCUUCUAUCACUCGCAUAAUUUUCCCGAAGGAUGAUGAUGUUCUUCUGAACUAUUUGAAUGAAGAUGGACAGUCAAUCGAACCCACCUGGUACAUGCCAAUCAUUCCCAUGGUUUUGGUCAAUGGAAGUGAAGGCAUUGGCACUGGAUGGAGCACCUAUACCCCAAACUAUAAUCCAAGAGAUAUUGUUGCUAAUCUGAAACGAUUACUAAAUGAUGAUCCGAUCGUACCAAUGGAUCCUUGGUACAAGGGGUUCAAGGGCUCUUUUGAGAAGACAACUACAAAGGCAGCAGGUGUCACAUAUACCAUCUCUGGUAUUAUAGAGGCAGCCAAUGACACCAAGCUUAUAAUUAGUGAGCUCCCUGUCCGCCGCUGGACUUUAGAUUACAAAGAAUUUCUUUUGUCCAUGUGUCCUCAAAGUGUGAAGGAAAAGGAAAAAGAGAAGGACAAGAAUAAGAACAAGAGCAAGGAUAAGGACAAGGACAAGGACAAGAAUAAGGAAAAGGAACCACCAUUUCUUGAGGAUCUUAGGUCUCAAUGCGAUGAUUCCUCUGUAUAUUUUGAACUUACAUUGAGCGAGAAAAACAUGGCUAUCGCUAUGCAAGAAGGCCUUGAGAAGAAAUUCAAGCUGACAAACACAAUGGGAACGACAAACAUGCACUUAUUUGACUCGAAUGGUAAAAUACGAAAAUAUGACACACCGGAGGAAAUACUUCAAGAGUUUUUCACACUGAGGCUCGAAUUCUAUGGCCGAAGAAAGAUAACAAUGUUGAAAAAUAUGAGGGUGGAAUUAUUGAAGCUUGAGAACAGAGUUCGUUUUAUUCGUUCUGUUAUUAGUGGCGAUAUAAAAGUAAAUAACAGGAAGAGGGCUGAGCUAUUCCUGGAGCUUAAGGAGAAGAAUUUUGAUGCUUUCCCGAAGAAAAAAAAUAAGACAGAGCCAGUUGCAGUAGGAGCUGAAGAAGAAGAUGAAGAAAAUGAAGAGAGUCCUGCUGAAGAUACUGAUGGAGUUCUUGGAGGUGAUUAUGAGUAUCUUCUCUCGAUGGCAAUCGGUACUUUGACUCUAGAGAAGGUGAAGCAGCUCAUAGCACAAAAGGACAAUCUAGUGAAUGAAGUUGAAAGGCUGAGUAAAACAGAUCCAAAAUCUCUCUGGGUGAAAGACCUUGAUGCUCUUGAGAAGGAACUGGAUGUGCUUGAUGCUGAACUUAAAGCUGCUGAGGAGAAGAGAAGACUGGCAAGGGAAAAAUCGACAAAAGAUGGUAAGGCAUCUAAAGCAGCACCCAAGAGACAGCCAAAGAAGACUGCAGCCAAGUCUCAGAAGGCAAAUUUGGCUGGGAGCGAUGAUGAAGAUUAUGUAGCAGCAAUUCCCAAACCGGCAGCACAGAAGAAGAAACCAGCUAAGAAGGCAAGUGCACAGGUGAAAGAUGCUGAGGAUGAAAUUCUUGAACUAAAAGACCGCCUUGCUGCUUCUAAUCUUGACUCUUCUCCAGAACAUAUUGACAUGGAAACUGAGACUACAGAGGGACCGGAGAAAGGAAAGAAGGGAGUGGAUGAACCAAGCAAUAGAGGUGCAGCAAAAAAGGCCAUGUCAUCUUUAGCAGACUGGUCUGACGAAGAAGACUUAACAGCACCCAUCCAUGAGAGCGAGGACGAAGGGUUUGCCAUGGAAGAAGUGCAAGUUGAGAAGAAAACUAGAGGCAGAAAGCCUGCUGCUGAGAAGUCAAAGCCUGCCGUCAGGAAGAGGGCGCCAGCUCAGAGCAAGGGCAUGAGGCAGAAAGUGAUGGAAGAAAUAUUCAAACCUACAGACGAUAGUACCACAAGUGCUCCUUCUCCUGUGAAGAAAGUGCGCAAGAUGAGGGCUUCCCCCUUCAACAAGAAGAGCGGCUCGGUUUUCCAAAGAGUUGCAGGUGCUUCAACUGGAACAGAAGAUACUGACGCUCCCCAGUCUGGGAGCUCUGCUGAGCCAGUUGCCCCUAGGAGGACAGCCAGGGAGAGGAAAGCAAAAGCAAUAUAUAUCGAUUCUGCCAGCGACAAUGAUGACUCUGAGGACGAAGAUGUGCAGGAUUUGAGCGAUGAAUCUGACUUCGAUGAGGACGAAGACUAAACCCAUUCACUCUACUGCUGAACUCAAUUUUUGAGAAAUUCGGUAGUUCAUUUGGUUAGUUUAUAACUCUAUAUGUUGCAUUGAUGCAUCUCUUGUGCGUCCUGUGUUGUCGAGACAUUAUGCCAUCGAUCUGAGGCUAGUGCUUGUGGGAUCUCUAUGUUGAGUUAUGAAAUCAAUGAACUUGAGGCAUUUGAUGCAUUGAUUAGCUUAA
This is a messenger RNA of Brachypodium distachyon (stiff brome), 4790 nucleotides long. RefSeq names its product DNA topoisomerase 2. Gene Ontology annotation, biological process: resolution of meiotic recombination intermediates; DNA topological change; sister chromatid segregation. Lineage: Eukaryota; Viridiplantae; Streptophyta; Magnoliopsida; Poales; Poaceae. Bases 95 to 4579 code for a protein of 1494 amino acids. Gene Ontology annotation, cellular component: nucleus. The record is from RefSeq and is a predicted model, not a curated record. Gene Ontology annotation, molecular function: DNA topoisomerase type II (double strand cut, ATP-hydrolyzing) activity; DNA binding; ATP binding. The transcript has 21 exons.